GUUAGUCAGAGUAACAUAAUUAUUCCCCUUAGAUAACAGUCCGCCAUUUGCAGUCAGUCAUAGAUUAAAUAGAACGAUCGCAUAUGAUUUCUCUCUUUCCGGUUAAUAAAGUUGGCACACUGAUCUUUAAAAAUGGCAACAAGAUGGGCUUGUCUUGGACCUGGAAAAAUAUCGUCAGACUUCUUUAAUGCUAUACAAGAAAAUCUUCCAUCUUCUGAACAUGAGUUUAUUGCAGUUGCAUCGAGGGAUCAGUCAAAGUCACAGCAGUUUGCUGAUAAGUACAAGUUUAAGAGGGCAUAUUCAUCAUAUGAUGAUGUGGCAAAAGACAAAGAUGUUGAGAUUGUUUAUAUUGGUACAAUACAUAUAACACAUGCAGAGUUGUCUAUGAAAAUGUUGGAAGCAGGAAAACAUGUCUUAUGUGAGAAACCCAUGGCCAUGAACUACAAACAGGCAAAAAAAGUUAUAGACUUUGCGAAAUCCAGAAAACUUCUUUUUGUUGAGGGUAUCUGGAGUCGUUUUUUCCCGGUGUAUGAUGAAAUAAGACAGGCAGUAUCUGCUGGUACACUAGGUGACAUCAGACUGGUACAGGCUAACAUGUGUGUGCCAUUAUCUCAUGUUGAGAGAAUCUACGAGUUAAAACUAGGAGGAGGUGGCCUACUUGACAUUGGAGUCUAUGUCAUCCAGUUUGCAUGUAUGGUUUUUAAUGAAAUGCCUGAAAGUAUUACAACUGUAGGAAAUUUGAUGGAAGGAGGAGCUGAUGAGAAUGCAUGUAUAAUUUUGAAAUACAAAAAUGGAGCGAUUGCUAAUUUGGUGUAUCACACUUCUGUAGAGAACAGUAAUUCAAAUGUUAUCUGCGGUACAAAAGGUGUAAUAGAGGUAGAGCAGCCAUUGUGGUCACCAACAAGAAUAAGAAUGCCAUCUGGUGUCAAGGAAUUCCCGUUAAAAGAUGGAGAAUACAACUUUAAGAACAGUGCUGGAUUUCAAUAUGAAGCUGCUGCUGUACGGGAUUGUCUUCUUAAAGGUUUAACAGAGCAUCCAUUUGUGACACAUGGAGAUAGUGAAAUGAUCAGUCAGAUAUCAGACAAGAUUCGUGGACAGUUAGGUGUUGUGUAUCCAGAUUUUGACUAGGGAAAACAUCGACUUCAUAAACAGAAAAUAUAUGAUUGUUGUGCUACUUUAUGUUAAAGCACAGUAGGGGUUACUGGGAUAUAUAACCUAAAUAGGAUUUUGUAGUUAUGAUGUGUAUUCAAGAUAACCUUUUCAUUUGGUUUACAUUGUUCUUUAGACUUUCUGAAUAGACUUUCUGAAGAUAGCCUUUUAAUUUGGUUCACAUUCUUCUUUUCAGAGAAAUUUUAAUAAUUUACCGAUAUCUUGAAUUUUCAAAAAGAAUGUACAUCUAUUUUUAGUGAGUUUGAAAUUCAUUGGGUCAAUGUUACAUAAAUGUCUGCGUGCUUAGAUCAAUAGAGAGAGCAUCAGAUUAGUUUUAUGAUUUCCAAAAUGGCAUCAUGAAUUCUCGAUAACAUGAGAGUAAACUCAAAAUGGCAUUGGUUAACCUUUUUGUAAAGGUCCAUUUUCUCUGAAACUUUAAAAACUAUUCACUUCAAACUUGGUGUCAUUAAUGGACGCCAUUUCAAAAGGGCAGAUAAUGCUAAAAGUAUUUAAUGGAAAGUUUUGCCCUUUUUUUAGACUUUUAGACCUGGUAAACCUUUUGUUAAGGUUUAUUCUCUUAUAAACUAUUAAAGUUUUUCACUUCAAACUUAAUAUACAUAUUUACCAUCAAAAUAUGACACAUUUUCAGAAGGGCAGGUAAUUCUUAAAUUCAUUUAGCAAAGUUAUAGCCCUUGUUUUACUUAUUUAUUUUUUCUUCUUAGAUCAAUUUCUCAAAAAACUGUUAAAGAUAAUCAUUUCAGACUUUGAAUCCGUUUUACAUUUUUAAAUUGGAAUCCAUUUCUAAAGGGCAGGUUUCUUUUUUUUUUCUCAGUUAUGCCCCUCUUUGACUUGAACUUGUCAGGUAUUUUUCUCAAAAAGAAUCAAAGAUAUUCACUUAAUACUUGUUCACUGCAUCUCUAUGGGGCAGAUAAUUUUUUUGCUAAAUAUAAGAAUAUUUGCCUUUUUCUAAAAAAUAUAUUCACUUCAAAAUUGUAAUAUUUGUUAACUAUCAAGGGCAGGUAAGUCUGCUUAGCACUUUGCGGAAAUAUGCCAUCUUUUAUAUGUUGAUUUUAUUGAACUAUCUAGCACUUGAGAAAAGUGUGUUGUCCUUGGACAUGUCUUGUUUAUAUUAUGCUUUAUGUUGAAACUAAAAUCUUUUGCAUACUUAUUUAUUCAUGACAUCUUUCCAUUUCCAUGUCAGUGACAUAUUUAUACAAUGAUUUCUUUUAAUUUUUAGUGCUGUUUAAAUUGUUAACUAUUACUAUCCACCAGGGUCUUUCAAAUAGAGUAUUUGAAAACCCUGUUGCCAUAUAAUUGCCAUAGAUACUUUUUAUGUUUUUGCCUUUAUGACUUAGCAUUAAUAAAAUAUUUAAAAAUA
Molecule: messenger RNA, 2527 nt
Organism: Ruditapes philippinarum (Manila clam)
Lineage: Eukaryota; Metazoa; Mollusca; Bivalvia; Venerida; Veneridae
Product: trans-1,2-dihydrobenzene-1,2-diol dehydrogenase-like
Exons: 8
Coding region: 133-1128 (331 amino acids)
Molecular function (GO): nucleotide binding
Source: RefSeq, a predicted model, not a curated record